Molecule: messenger RNA, 2419 nt
Organism: Orbicella faveolata
Lineage: Eukaryota; Metazoa; Cnidaria; Anthozoa; Scleractinia; Merulinidae
Product: dual specificity tyrosine-phosphorylation-regulated kinase 2-like
Biological process (GO): peptidyl-threonine phosphorylation; peptidyl-serine phosphorylation
Cellular component (GO): cytoplasm; cytoskeleton; nucleus
Molecular function (GO): protein serine/threonine/tyrosine kinase activity; protein serine/threonine kinase activity; ATP binding
Source: RefSeq, a predicted model, not a curated record
ACGACGCAACGAAACAACAUCAAAUGCGGCUGACAAAAGAGAAAGCAAUUUGUGAGGCUUGAUUACUUCGAAGCAGCGUUUUGGGAUUUCAGAACGCUGAUAUACUGGCUGCGAUUGAAACAUCGAGAGUACAUGAUGAUAACUACUAGUCAAAGGAAACCAUUAGCGGUUUCUAAAAGGGGAACGGGAGGAGAUGCAAUUUAUGUGGACAGAAAUGGCAACGCGGAUGUGCUACCACCAUUGAAACCGUCAACGAAAGGCAAUGUAAAGGCCCAUGAAUCUAGCGUUUCUGGAGCUCUACCGCUUGUUGGGGGAGUUCAGGUACAACAGCUGUUUGAAGAAGAAACAAACCAGCAGAACAAGAGCAAGAUCGCGAAUGAAAUACAAGCUCUUCCAGCCGUCCAUCGCCCGAUCUCGGUAUCCGGGAAUGCGUCGCCUUCGUCGGGAAGGAGAUCCAGCGCUAAUGGCUCGGGAACGCUGAAGUCAAGAGGGCUACCCAUGAGUCCAGAACAGGCAAUGAAACAGUUCAUGCACAAACUAACAAGCUACGAACAUCAUGAAAUCUUUAAUUAUCCCCAAAUCUGGUUUGUUGGACCAAAUGCUAAGAAACGUCAGGGUGUGGUUGGUGGCGCGAAUAACGGAGGCUAUGAUGACGAUCAGGGCUCGUAUAUCCAAGUUCCACAUGAUCACAUCGCUUACCGCUACGAAGUUGUCAAGAUUAUCGGUAAAGGAAGCUUUGGACAAGUUGUAAAAGCUUACGAUCACAAGACUCAAACUAAUGUGGCGCUCAAAAUGGUCCGGAAUGAGAAGCGAUUCCACAGACAAGCAAAAGAAGAAAUCAGGAUUCUAGAACAUUUGAAAAAGCAAGACAAAGACAACAGCCACAAUAUAAUUCACAUGCUUGACAAUUUCAAUUUUCGUGAACAUGUUUGUAUGACCUUUGAGUUGUUGAGUAUGAAUCUUUACGAACUUAUAAAGAAGAACAAAUUUCAAGGUUUUAGUGUUCAGCUGGUACGGAAAUUCGCGUACUCGAUUCUUCAAUGCAGCGACGCACUUCAUCGAAACAGGAUCAUUCACUGUGACUUAAAACCAGAGAACAUUCUUCUGAAACAGCAAGGCAGGAGUGGAAUUAAAGUUAUCGAUUUUGGCUCAAGCUGCUACGAACAUCAACGUAUUUAUACGUACAUUCAAAGCCGGUUUUACCGCGCACCUGAAGUCAUACUUGGAGCUCGGUAUGGUAUGGCGAUUGAUAUGUGGAGCUUCGGUUGCAUUUUAGCUGAACUUUUGACAGGAUAUCCUUUGUUCCCUGGCGAAGACGAAGGAGACCAACUCGCUUGUAUCAUUGAACUGCUAGGCAUGCCUCCUCAGAAGUUAUUAGACAAUUCAAAGCGAACGAAGAACUUCAUCAAUUCCAAAGGACAUCCGAGGUAUUGCACAGCGACAACAUUGCCAGAUGGAAGCACAGUUUUGACUGGUGGCCGUUCCCGGCACGGAAAGACGCGAGGCCCACCUGGCUCUAAGAAAUUCACAACUGCUUUGAAAGGUUGUGAAGACACGCAGUUCAUUGAUUUUCUUCAGAGGUGCUUGGAAUGGGACCCUGCGCAACGUAUGACUCCAUCACAAGCCCUUCGACACCCGUGGCUUCGAAGGCGCUUGCCUCGAGCACCCGACUCGAACGCAACCGACAACAAGCCUUACCACCGGCACAACUCUGGAUCGGCUGUAGCCAAGCUCCCACCAGCUGCUCCUACAUCAGGGAAAGCGAAGCCACGAAGACAAAUAGGGGAAAUUUUGGACGAUGGACGCGGUGUUACAGACUCAGCUAAACUUAACACCAGAACUGUGUUGCCGAAAAUAGUUGGAAGAUAAUUUCUAUAAGUUAAUUCAAUUCAGCAUAUAAAUUCUAAACAAUUUUUCGUUUACCACGAAAUGUUAUAUUUUUUCCAUGCCUUUUGGGGCACUUUUUUAGGAGGUCUUUUAGUGUUUUUAAGGUAAUCACACCAACUGUGAUGCUUUCGCAGUGGACUUCUGCUUUUCAUCAAGUGUAAAUCGUUUCGACUCUUACGUGUACAUCUACGUAUAAAGCUCAAUGGAUAGUGAUUCGAACAAACAACGAAAUGAACACUAUUUUUUUGGGAAGAAAAGAACCAAUUAUAUGAUCUAAAAAGUUAAGUUAUACAUAACAACGCUGUAAAGAAUUGAAUUUUAUUUCUGUAUAUACGAGUGCAGUUAGGUACAAUUUUAUUAUUCACCUUGUAUAUAUGCAUGUUUAGCUAUUCUCAUUCAUGAUGAUGAAAUUAUCAGGAUGAAAUUUUAUCCCCGAGAAAGCAGACCAGAGUUCAUUUUAAAUGUAAGUUUAGGGAAGAAGAGAAGUAAAUAUUUCUACUUUUCCAAAGAAAUCUCUGUUUUCUUUGCUGUA